Messenger RNA from Podospora pseudopauciseta, 1115 nucleotides. RefSeq lists its product as uncharacterized. The record is from RefSeq and is a predicted model, not a curated record. Lineage: Eukaryota; Fungi; Ascomycota; Sordariomycetes; Sordariales; Podosporaceae. The transcript has 4 exons. The coding region runs from base 363 to 1115 and encodes 250 amino acids.
CGCAACUCACAUUUCAGUAGAAUCGAUGCUGCACACUGUUGUGAAUGGCAUCCCAGCCUGAUAUAUCUUAACCCCUGCAUGCUGGAGCAUCACCUGCCGGCCGAUACAAGGACCCCAGAAGCAUAUUUAAACUUUUGCUAAGCCAACCACUCGGAGAACUGCAAUUACCAACCCGGCAAUCUCUGCAGACGACGACCAUGUAUUGUUUUCAGCCGCCCCCGGCUACCGAAACAUCUGCAUCGUUGUGCCGGACUUGAAGCCGAAUAAGAUCGCCGCGGGUAAAGCCAUCAAGAGUCUGGACCGUUUACGGCAUUCUCAAUCAGCGACGCCACGGCAGGAAUGUAAAGUAUAUAUCUCGAGUCAUGAACAGUGGACCGUGUCCAUAUCUCCCUCCCUUCCCCCCUCUCUUGCCAUCGUUCCUUCAACUCCUCUCGCAAACAUCGCCAUUAUCAGCGUGCAAAAUGGGUCUUUUACAACUGGCAGCAACCGUGUUGGCUCUGGGCAGCAGUGUCCAGGCUGCCCCAGCGCACGAGAUUGCUCCCCGUCAAGCGAGCGUCAAAUACUGCGAUCCUGUUUCCACCAUCUGCUAUUCCGAGUGGAUUUCGCCAGAGAGAAUUGCGUUCCGCACUGCCAUUCCCGAGAAUGCCACUGCCACGGCCGACUUUGAUGUUCUAGUCCAGCUUCAAGCACCCAAAUCUGUUGGGUGGGCUGGUAUCGCGUGGGGUGGCACCAUGGUCAACAACCCCUUGACUGUUGCAUGGGCCAAUGCUGCGACCGUUGUCGUUUCUUCCCGCCGUGCUACAGCAAGAACCUACCCACAGCCAUGGACUGGCGCCACUUAUACGGUUCUCGGCGGCACCGUUGCCAAUAGCACCCACUGGACUGUCAACUUCCUUGCCAAGGGCGUCUCGAACCUGGGGACAUCCAGACUCAACCCCUCCAGCACGACUGCCAGCAUUGCUUAUGCCCAGUCCAACCAGGGUCCGUCAAGCCCAUCUGACCCAGCCAGCCGCUUUGGAAUCCAUAACACGCGUGGAAAGUUCUCGCACAACCUCGCUCUGGGCAAGAUUAGCAACUUUCGUGCUGCGGUAGCUCAGUUGGCCUCCGAGGCAUAA